GUGCUCAAUUCAGAGAAAAAUGCAUGAUCAUGGCACAUAAAGUGAUUCAAGUGGCCCUGUGCACCACCCUGCUUGUAGGUGCUAUGGGAGCUCCAUUUUUGUCAGACGAUUCAGCAAAUCAAUUCCUACGACUAAAAAGACAAAUAUUUUCACAGGAUUACUGGGACCUAAAUGACAGUCAGAAUGCAUGGGGAUAUACUCUGGCUGAACAGGCUAGUGAAUCAUGGACAGCUUUGAAAACAACAGCCCAGUAUUACAUGGACCUAGGGUCUUCCAUCUUCGAUCCAUCAACUGCCCGGGACCACAUUAAGUCUUACACCGAUAUGUUGCAACAGUCUGGAGCUCAUCUUCAGUGGGAGCUGAAUGAACACAACUAAAGACCUAGAAGAAGUGCCCACCAUGAAGUCCACAAGACCUACUACUUUUCAGAUAUUGCACUGUCAGCUACUUACCAUCUCUACAUUUCAUAUUCCAUCCUUAGAUGAUUUUUAAAUGCUGAAUUUUUGAUGAAGUAUAUAAGUAUCAUGAUGUCUAUUAUUAGUCAUCUAUGGCUAUAAACCAUAUGAAGAAGAGAUCAUAGGAUCAUAGAUUUGAGCUGGAAUGGACCUUGGGAGCCAUCAAGUCCAACCUGCCUCAUUUAAACCAAGGUACAGAGAAGCUAAAUGACUUGCCCAGAGUCACACAAUUAGUAAGGGGAUGAGACAAAAUUUUAAUCCAGGUCUUCCUGACUGCAGACCCACCACUUUAUUCACUAUGCCACUUAAUUUUCAUGAGGGCUAUGGGGAAGAGGGGUAGAAGAAUCAGAGAAGGUUUCAUCCAAGCAAUGGCAUCCAAGUUGGCCCUUGGAAGAAUUCCAAUAGGUGGACAUAAGGGAGGGAGGGAAGUCCAUUCUAGACAUGGGGAAUAGGAGAAUUAAAAUUGACGUUAAUACUGUAAAGUUCUUUUUCUUCCAAGUCUGAUAGAAACUUGAAAGAGAUCAAAUUUUAGAGUUGUGUAGGUAUAGAAUUGUGCUCUAGUAGGAUAUUCCUUUGUUCUAUUCUGUGUAGCAAAGGAAGAGCAGACAGUUUUGUUAAAAGACACACUAUGAAACUGCAAGGCUGAUUUUUGCUUGGUUUUACUCAAGCAUCUUAGUAAUCACACUGUGAUUCAAUAAAUAAUAAAUUUCAUCCCAAUUGAAGAAA
Messenger RNA from Trichosurus vulpecula (common brushtail), 1181 nucleotides. It is a transcript of the gene C2H3orf85, whose product is annotated as chromosome 2 C3orf85 homolog. The record is from RefSeq and is a predicted model, not a curated record. The coding region runs from base 24 to 377 and encodes 117 amino acids. The transcript has 5 exons. NCBI's taxonomy places the organism in Eukaryota, Metazoa, Chordata, Mammalia, Diprotodontia, Phalangeridae.